Durusdinium trenchii is the source of this 1501-nucleotide messenger RNA. The record is from the annotation of a GenBank genome assembly. Lineage: Eukaryota; Dinophyceae; Suessiales; Symbiodiniaceae.
AGGGUUCAAGUCUUACCAGUGACAUCGGGAGACGUGGAGCAGCAUCUCCGGUCAGCGCUCGUGAACCGGCCUUAGCCGCGUUAGCCGCGUUCUCAUGCGGCUCAUGCGACGCGGUUUUCUGGCUGCCCGAAAUGGCCGGCGACGCAGUGCAGGUGAAUGUGGUGGUUGGUGGCAGGACAACAGCGUUCGCCUCCCGUUUGUCAGACCAGCGCUUUGAAGGGUAUGUCAACCCAGAAGCAUAUAUUCUACCCAAAGGACAGAUCAAAUCCUUGCGGAGCCCCUGGGCGGAGACCGUGGAGGACAUCCACCAAGCGCUCCGGUGGUUCCGCGGCAACGCGAGCCGGCAUCGGAACGUGGAGAGAAGGAAGGCGCAUCGCUUCCGUGCUGGAAGCCGCCGCCAUGUCACGAGGUCACCGACCUUUGAGAGGCAGAUCUCACAGAAUGUGAGCUACUUCUUGGAACAGCUGGAGACGGCGGGAACCAUGCUGUCGGGCAGCUACGUGAACAUUGGCGCCAACGAUGGCCUUUCGGAUGAUCCCCUGGCACACUAUGCACGCUCCGAGAAAGUGAAGGCCGGCGGAGGGGCUUUGGCCAUUGAGGCAGACGAGGAGCUGUGUGCAAAGCACAGAGUGAAUCUUCCUUGGGUGAAGUUGGUGUGCUCAAGGGUUUCGACUCAGAAUCUGAAGCUGCUUUUGUCCGGAUUUCCGCCAUCUGCGCGCUCUGACCUCGAUGUUCUGAAGGCACAUGCAGCACUGCACCACAUGGUAGACAUCGACUCCUAUGAUGGGCCGAUCAUCAAGGAAUGUCGAGCUCAGCGUUUGCGACCAAAGAUUCUUCAAGUGGAAAUCAAUGCCGGGAUCCCUCCGCCUUUGCAAUUUGCUUUGCUGGACUCACCGCAAUUGCGAGAAACAGAUUCCAGUGUGGAACUGCUUGGAGUCUUCUCAGAGAAGCUGCCCAUCAAUGCUCCCAUCGCAGGUGUGUCCCUCUCAUACCUUGUUCGUCAACUUGCCCCAGAAUACGUCUUGAUGGACAUUGCGAGCCCGGAUGCCAUCUUCCUAAGAGCUGACAUCGCCAGAGACAUGGCACUGAACCCCUUGGAUGAGUUCGAUGCCUUUGCGCGGGCUUGGUCUGACGUCCAUGGCUUCCAUAGACAAACUUUGAGGCGAUGGGUGUUUGAGCUGGACGAAGUGGAGCUACUUGGGGAGGUCUUUGACUUCUUGUCGAACUGGAUGACUUCACACCUUGGUCGAUUGAUGCCCUUCACGCUGACCAUUUGACCACCGAUUGGACGUCAACGCUUUCAGCGAUCCUUUGCAGCGCAGCUGACCUCUCGGAUGGACGCAAUCAGGUGGCGAAGGCGGCAUCGUGGUAGUGGUCGAGUCUGAGUGGGUCGCCUUCGCGCACCGAAGCCUUGGGGCCAGCUUUCGGGCCAGUGAUGGGCGGGAUGAGCUAGGGAUGAGCUACGCAAGUGGCACGACCGCAGCUGCGCCGCUCGCGGCAG